AUAAAAUAAAAAUGGUAUCCAUUUUCAUAGUCGCAUAGACUUUUGCUCCCAGUGGGUAUAGUUUCGAAGGCUCAUGAUCAAUGGCGGACGCAUACUUCUUUCUUUUCUUUCUUUUCUUUCUCCUUCCUCUGCUUCUUCUGGUCGUGCUCUAUUUCCUGGUUAAACCGCGACCGGUGAAGAUCCCUCUCAAGAAUCGGCACGUGUUUAUCACGGGCGGAUCCAGCGGCAUCGGGCUGGCUCUGGCACACCGCGCGGCGGCGGAGGGCGCGCGUGUGUCGAUAUUGGCGCGGUCGUUGGGGAAGCUGGAGGAGGCGCGAAAUGCGAUCCGGCUGGCGACUGGGAUCGAGGUGGCGGUAUUCGCGGCAGACGUGCGGGACUUCGAGGCGGUGAAGCGCGCGGUGGACGAGGCAGGGCCAAUCGACUUGCUGUUGCUGAACCACGGCGUGUUCGUAGCGCUGGAGUUGGAGAAGAUGGAAUUGAGUGAGAUAAAGUUCACCAUGGACGUCAAUCUCAUGGGAACGUUGAACCUCAUCAAGGCCGCGCUUCCCGCGAUGAAAAACCGGAAGGACCCGCUGCCCGCUUCCAUUGCCCUUGUUUCCUCACAGGCCGGUCAGAAAACAGGAGAAAACCUGACUCACCAAAAGCAUUGCAGCUCUCACUGUUGUAUGACAGCUGCAAAAGUUGCCUCAAAAAGCUUUGGAUGGUUAAAAAGUGGCAAGCUUUAUGUUUUCUUGCAAUAUGGAGGGAAUUGCGCUAGCCCUAAGCACUGCAGGUUUUCCCCUCAGAGGUCUUUUUUUGAUGGGCCUUUUUGAGGUUGUUGCUGCUGGAAUUCUAACGGAUUGUUUGCACUAAUGCAUGCAGCUGUACUUGGUAUGGAUAUAGAGAAAUAUCACCCAGCCAGAGAAGGGUAAGUGCUGCACAAAGGGAUAUUGAAAAAUUAUUUCUUAGUUUUUGUUAAUUUAAUUCCUGUCUGUCCAAUCAUCAAAAGAAUAGUAAUGCUUUACUUAUUCUAUCUAUUGCCUUCUAUACUUUACCCGCUCUUCAACUUCGUUUCUAGAGUUAGAAAGUUAUUGGACCCUUAGAUCUGAUUGGCUCCCAAUUUUGACCAGUUAUCCGGCAUCUCCGUUAAUUUGUGUCGGCAUGGCAUCAGUUAGUUGGUGCUGUAAUAGCAUAUGGUGAGUUGAUGUGAAGAUGAUUUUGCUUGCAUGUAUCGUAAGGUGACCAAAUCAACCCAUUUAGAAACUUUAAGCAACAAGAUGGAGAAUGGGGGAAAUGUACAAAUUUGACUAAACUUGUCCUGGUUUUCAAAGUAAAAGUUAGUACUCAUCUGUGUCUUCGUAAUAUAAAUUAAAUAAUUUUUUUUAUGAAAGAUAAAAAUCACAAUAAAGAAAACAUGGCAUUAUGAAGAAUUGAAUGUUAAAAUAGUGCACAUUUUCUAUUAAAAUCUGGAUAAAUUCAGACAAUUCUCAUGAACAUGUAGUUAUUUGUCAUCUCUAAAAGGAUCUAAUUCACAAUUGGUGAGACUCUUCGAAUAUGGUUACUUAGAGUUUGCCUGGGAAAUUAGUCAUUCAUUAAAGUUUUGCAAUUUGCAUGAAACAUCUCCUGUUACGCUCCUGGGCUUUAGAAGUCAUACUGUUAUAUUUGGGCAGUCUUUCCAAAGUUAAUUUACAAGAGUGCUUUUAUGAUUUUUUUUUUCUUUGGUUAAA
This is a messenger RNA of Vigna umbellata (rice bean), 1706 nucleotides long. The record is from RefSeq and is a predicted model, not a curated record. Lineage: Eukaryota; Viridiplantae; Streptophyta; Magnoliopsida; Fabales; Fabaceae.